AUGUCUCUCAAUCCGCAAGUGCACUCGCAUAUUUGCGAAAUUAUAGACAAAGCCUGCGAGGAUCAGAAGUCCGGUAUUCCUGGGACCGCAUUCGUGGUCAUUGGCAAAGAUGGCAAUGAGCUAUUGGCCCACUCUGCUGGUAAGCGAGGCACGGGAUCCAAAGACCCCAUGACCUUGGACAGCGUGUUCUGGAUUGCAUCUUGUACGAAGGUACUGGUUGGUGUUGCUUGCAUGCAACUGGUUGAGCAGGGGAUUCUCAAGCUGGAUGAUGCGGAGCAGACAGAGGGCUUUUGUCCUGAAUUGAAGAGUCUCAAGGUUCUACAGCCAGAUGGCAGCCUUGUGGAAAAGAGGCGUGGAAUUACUCUCCGCAUGCUGUUAACUCACACCUCCGGAUUCGGCUACACAGUUUUCAAUAACAGACUGAAGCAGUGGUCGUACCCGGUUGGCAUAGAUGAGUUAUCUGGGCGGGUUGAAGAUAUGGUUCGGCCUCUGCUAUUCCAGCCCGGUGAAGACUGGGAGUAUGGCGUUGGUAUCGACUGGGCGGGAAUCGCGCUGGAACGCGCAACUGGCCUGAGGCUCAACGACUACCUACAUAAGAACAUCUUUCUACCCCUUGAGAUCAAAGACAUGUCCAUGAUUCCGAGCCACGACAUGCGCCAGAGACUGGUGCACAUGAGCCAUCGAAGCCCAGAUGGCACCCUGAGGUCCCGAGACCAUAUCCUUCGAGCGCCUCUAGUUGUUGACCUGGAGAACGAUGCUGAAGUCGCCAGGGUGUUCAACAGCGGGGGUGGGGGUAUGUUUGCCAAGCCGCAGGAAUUUUGCAAGGUCCUUGCUGUGCUGUUGAAUGAUGGAACGUGCCCCAAAACGGGUAACAAGUUGCUUCGCAAAGAGACCGUCGACGAAAUGUUCUCUAACCAGAUCCCCCGGUUCCCUAACUUUGGCCGUAAAAGCAUGGCAGAUGCAAAGCCGGACCUAACCAACCCCAUUCCGGAGAUAUACCCAGUUGCUGGGAACCCGCCACAGGGUUGGGGCCUCACGUUCAUGCUGUGCAAUGGCAGUGCGACAGGGCGGUCAAAAGAUACAGGGCACUGGACAGGACUGGCGAAUUUGGGGUGGUGGGCAGACAGGGAGAAGGGUGUGGCGGGAUUUUUUUGUGCACAGAUCCUGCCCUUUUUCGACGCUCAGGUGUUUGGGCUCUUUGAUGCGGUUGAGGCUGAGAUUUACAAAGCCCUCGAUGAGGCCUGA
This is a messenger RNA of Penicillium digitatum Pd1, 1245 nucleotides long. RefSeq names its product serine hydrolase domain-containing protein. The record is from RefSeq and is a predicted model, not a curated record. NCBI's taxonomy places the organism in Eukaryota, Fungi, Ascomycota, Eurotiomycetes, Eurotiales, Aspergillaceae.